UGAAAGUUUAAAAAGUGAGAUCACACCAAGAUGACAAAGGCUACUAAACUGUUUAAAUUUUUUUCCUUAUCAACUAAGGAUGUCAUUUUUUAAUAUGUGUUACAGAUCUGGGGGUGUGUCUGACCUGUUUAAACUUGGAAUUUUUUUGUCACUCUUAAGACGUAUCUUCUUUCAUAGCUUAAAAAAAGGGGCAGGUCCACCACUACUUCUUGACAUACAUAGAGAUAAAAUUGACUAAAGGCAUACGAAAUUCAACCCUAAGGCAUGGCUUGCUGGUGCUUUGUGGCAGCUUUAGUAAUUGUGUUAACAUGUGAAGUACUUGCUACAGGCAAGUGCAAUAAAGAACAAAACGGAUGCGUUUCUAAACAGAGACACUGCAAAAACAUGGAUAAACCAGUCCUCGAGUUGCAAAACCUCUUGAAAAUGAGCCCAAUUAUUUCAAGAGGUGACAGGAUUAUCCUUUGUAUCAAACAGUAUGAAACACUUAUGAUGGACAAAAAUCGGCAUCACUGUGUCUUGAAGAAAGUUUUUCACUUCUACAGUAAAGUUCUUCAUAAACUUGCUGAAACUACACCUGAACUGCACUUCAACAUUACACUAGCGCUUGAUAUCUUUCACAGGAUGAACAGAUGCCUACGAUGCGUACGGUGUAACAAACAGGAAGAGUCAAAAUUAAAAACACCUUUAAAAGAGGAUAAAUGUGAAGGUUCCUUUACAGCAGAAGAAUUGGAAAAACUUCAAAUUCAAAAGCUUAAAAAAGCAAAACAUCAGUUAAAUGACCCUCUUAUUCAGAGAAAAGCAAUAGAAGAACUACCCAGACUCCUUGAAUGUCUCCCUCACAAAUGGAAAAAGAAAAAAUGCGAUAAAGAAGUCACAGUCACAAUGGCAUUACCUUAAACAGAUAAAAGUCAAACAGGGUACAAUAACUUAAUACAAAUAAAUUUGAAUGGACGGUUUAGGAUUGGAGCAAAGUUGGAAAUCAUCGUUCUCAGGUUUUUCCUGUCUGGAUUUAAAAAAAAAAUGUAUAAAGGAAGGAAAAGUUGAAGCUACUCAGGUACUCCAGUUAAUUUAAUGUCUGUUUAAUGUUCAAUGCCUGUCUACUUGGGUUUCGUAAUGUGCUAUAGCACUUAAGAACCCUGAGAUGCUUUCCAUUUACUUGCAGCUUAUAACUCUGUCAAUCAUUUUGUUUUUCUUAUUACAUGCAAUUAAACAAUAAGCUCCUGGAUUAUUUAUUAAAAACAUUUAUAUUUUGUGCUUUCACUUACUACUUUGCCUCUGAUCUUAUGUAAUGUAAUGAAUGUUAUAAGUGUAAUGCCGUUGAUGUUUCAAAUCACCCUGUACAGUUUAAUUUUGCAGGGUUUACUGUGGACUCAUUCAUUUUCAUAAACUUAAAAUGUCCAGCAGUUUGCUGAUAUAAUUUGUAAUAUGAAAUGUCCAGAAUGAAUUUUUAGUCUUUCAUGAUACGUUUUGCACUAAGUGCAAAAAGAAAGAAAAUCCACAAAGCAAAGUAUGCAAAAGGAAAAAAGGCAAGUCCUAUGUUUUGGUACUUGGUAACCUUUUUAUUUUUAAAUUGUUUUACACAUAAUGUUAGAAGUACUUUUUUGGGCUUUAUUUAAUUUAAACUUAAUCUAUCACUGGAUAGAAAAAUAAUAAUCAAACAGCACCAGUUACAGUGCUUUCUGAUUGAUUGAUUAUAUGUAGUAGUAGGGUGUUGUACUGUGUUAGCCAUUAUGGAUGCGACGACAAGUCAAGCAAAACAACACUUUUUAGAGGUCAACCAAAAAGAUUAAAAUAUUCAAGCUUUCAAGAGAACUCAGGCCCCUUCUUCAGGCAAGUUGUAAGAAGAGCCUUGAACAGCCCCUAAAGCUAGCACAUUGUAAUAUGUUCAGUUAGCCAAUAAAAGGUGUCGUUUUGAUUGGUUGAUUUUAUAAUAUUCACAGUUGUGAAGAUUUGUUUGCUUCAAUCAAGCAUUGCUAAGUUAUGCUUUAAUGUCCUUAUAAACUGUUAAAUCUUUUUGUAUUUUGUUCAUCUGCUCCAUCGCCUUCAACCUAAGAUUGAUGGCCCUUUUAUUAUGCUGAAAGCAGCAUCUUUUCCUAUAACUGGUUAAAUGAAAAGUAAAAUGCAGUUAUCUUUACUCUCACCUCUGGUUUUUGCAAACUUUAUUAAGAAAAGAAGUGACCAUAACAAUUUGCAAUAUGUACUUUCUAGGAAAGCAAUAUUUUUUUUUGUAAUUAUGAAUUGUAGUUUACAAAUAAUGUUAAUUGUAAAGAGAUCUUUAUUUUUUUACAAUGUAUAAAUUAAAGUCUAAUAAUGCAAAA
This is a messenger RNA of Erpetoichthys calabaricus (reedfish), 2318 nucleotides long. RefSeq lists its product as uncharacterized. The transcript has 6 exons. Bases 265 to 897 code for a protein of 210 amino acids. Lineage: Eukaryota; Metazoa; Chordata; Cladistia; Polypteriformes; Polypteridae. The record is from RefSeq and is a predicted model, not a curated record.